Molecule: messenger RNA, 1449 nt
Organism: Gordionus sp. m RMFG-2023
Lineage: Eukaryota; Metazoa; Nematomorpha; Gordioida; Chordodea; Parachordodidae
Product: eukaryotic translation initiation factor 3 subunit G-like
Exons: 10
Coding region: 70-951 (293 amino acids)
Cellular component (GO): eukaryotic translation initiation factor 3 complex; cytoplasm
Molecular function (GO): RNA binding; translation initiation factor activity
Source: RefSeq, a predicted model, not a curated record
AUUACUUUGCAUUAUUUUAAAAUUUGCUAGAAGUUAUCCUUAAGAAUUUAAUUUCCAUUUUUGCAUCUGAUGAAUUCGAAAAAUUGGGCUGAGCAACAAGAAGCAGAAGAUAAUCUUAAAGAUAGAAACAUAUCAAUCGAACAAAAAGAUGAUAUUAAAACAGUAACUGAGAUUGUCACUAAUCCAGAUGGGCAAAAAAUUAAAGUAGUAAAAAGGUAUAAAAUUGAAGUGAGGAAAGUUCCAAAAUCUGUCAUCAAAAGAAAAGCUUGGAAAAAAUUUGGCAAUGUUGCUGAUAAAAAUACCCAAGCACUCCAUGAUCACCAAAAAUUGUGUGAAGAGACGAAAUUGGAAUUAAUUAAUUCAAAUAAGACUGAAAAAAGCAUACAAGAAGAACCAGUUUUUAAAUCAUAUGGUGUGAAGUGUAGGGUGUGCCAAGGGGAUCAUUUUACCCAUAGUUGUGAUAAAGCUCUAAUAGAUUCCACUGGUCUUGAGAAGCGCAUCAUAUUGCCUGUGGAUGAACGAGGUAACUUUGGUCUUAACACCUUCUCACAGGAUAGACCAGAUGGCCAAGAAAACGAAAAUAAUAGUCAAUCAGGGGGUAAGUAUAUACCCCCCAAUCUUAGGAAAAAUGCAGCUGGUCAGCCAAUGGCAAUGUUAAAUGGUGGUGGUUCACUAGAUUACAACCAGCAAAGACUUCGAGAUGAAUGCACUAUCAAAGUGACGAAUCUACCCAUUUUAUGCGAUGAAAAGGAUUUGGGCGAUCUAUUCACCCCUCUGGGUCCAAUUGCGAAAACUGCUUUAAUAAAGGAUAGGAUAAACAAAAUAUCCAAAGGAAUAGCCUACAUAACCUACAAAAACAAGGAGUCUGCCAGGAAAGCCAUCAGCAUGCUAAAUUCUCACAGAUAUUAUAAUAUGAUUCUUAACGUGGAAUGGGCAAAGAAAAUUACUUGAAGAACCAUAGCUGAAUAACCAACUUGUCGCGCCGAAUGCAUAAUGAUUUUAUAAAUAGUAUUUUUUUCAAAAUGUCUAAUUUACGGAUACUUACUACCUACUUUUAAUCUUGUUUAAUUAUAUAACGUUACGAGAUCUUUUUUUUAAAAUAAAUUAUAAAGCUUAAAAAUUUAUAUUGAUAAAAUGAAACAUUUCUAUUUAUAAAAAUAUUGAAAUACUAUGGUUUCUUUUCGUUAUAAUUUAUUCUUAAAAAAUGUUUAAUCCUUUUUGUGUAAGUAUUUUCUUUUUUCAUAUGUAUAAUAAGCAAAAUUUGGAAGUUGAAAUUAAAAAAAACGCUUCCUGUUUUAAAUAUUUCUAAAAAGGUUUUUUUCCUGUUUCCUUAUUUGACACUUUUUUGAGGAUUUCAGGCAGGAGCCCACUCUACCCAUUGUCUAUAAGACUUCGGUUUGGUUACGGUUUUAGAAAAAUUAUAAAGCAUAUUUUAUUUUAUAAUAUUUU